AUGGCGGACUCUCAGAUCAAACAUGGCGUGUCCAAAGGCUUCAACUACGGAACUGCCGUCGUUUACAAAGGUCUGGAGAGGGCUAUUUCACUCACCAAGAAUCAGACGCUUGUGGACUUCUACGAAGGUCAGAUGUCUAUUGUUCAGGACAACGGCACUAUUACAGGAUACAACUAUAACUAUUCACUGGACCAAUACCGUUUCGGCAUGAACCUUCUCUACUGGUACGAAAGGACAGGCGAGGAAAAAUACAAACUCGCAGCUGAUGGCAUCCGAGCCAUGCUCCACACGCACCCGCGCAACCUGGAAGGAGGGUUCUGGCACCGCAGCCCGACCUAUCCAGACCAGAUGUGGGGCGACGGCAUCUUUAUGGGGGACUCGUUCUACGCGAGACACACCUCCCUCUUCCAAAGGGACAACACGUCAGCCUGGGAUGACAUCACACUCCAGUACGACCUGUACCAGAGACACUGCGGCCGCAACGCCACCUCGAGGCUGCUCAAGCACGGCUAUGACGAGAGCAAGGUAGCCGUGUGGGCAGACCCGGUCACGGGGGCCUCGCCGCUGGUCUGGGCCCGCGCGGACGGGUGGUUCCUGACCUCUCUGGUCGAGACCCUCGAGGUGAUGCCGCGGGCCCACCCUGGCUUCGCAAGGCUGGCUGGCCAUGUCCAGAGUCUCGCGGAGGGGCUCCGGCGGGCACAGGAUCCCUCGACUCGAGGCUGGUGGCUGGUCAUGGACGAGGAGUACGUCGGCGCGGCGGGUAACUACAUCGAGUCCAGCGCCACCGCCAUGUUUGCCAGCGGGCUCUUGCAGGGCGUCAGGCUUGGGUUUCUGGACGCAGACGUCUACCUUGGCGCCGCAGAGAAAGCGUACGAGAUGAUGGUGGCGAAAUGGGUUGUGGAGGACGCGGACGAUGGCACGCUGAACUGGGAAGACACUGUCGAGGUUGGGAGCCUGGGCAGCAACGCUAGUUUUCAGUACUACACUUCGGAACCAACAGAUGAGAAUGAUUACAAGGGGAUUGGUCCGUUCAUGUGGGCGAGCUAUGAAUAUGAACUCUUGUAG
Cryphonectria parasitica EP155 is the source of this 1065-nucleotide messenger RNA. RefSeq names its product family 105 glycoside hydrolase. The record is from RefSeq and is a predicted model, not a curated record. Bases 1 to 1065 code for a protein of 354 amino acids. Lineage: Eukaryota; Fungi; Ascomycota; Sordariomycetes; Diaporthales; Cryphonectriaceae. Gene Ontology annotation, biological process: carbohydrate metabolic process. The transcript has 3 exons.